AUGCCCGGUAUUGCAGCUUCUUCAAACACCCUCAGCUCCCUGACCUCCCCUCUAUACGUAGCAAACACGGAUCACAAUCACGGUAGCCCGACUUCAGCUAAUAUGCAGAGUGAACAAAUCCCCCGGAAUCCUAUCGAGCAAUCGUUGGCACGGACCCAUAGCAACUGUCACUAUCAAUGGCUGCUUGAAGAGAAGCGUAAUAUGGUUCGAUCCAGCUUUUUAGCUAAGAAACAGAACCAGGAUCUUGUGUUUUGGGUCGGUAAAGGUACCGUGGUCCUUGUCGGGAUGGCUCCUAUCCCCGUAUCUUCGAUAACCAUUCUCUCGAACAUCUGGAACUAACGGAGAAUUGUCGACCAGUAUCCGAAGCAAUAAAAAAUGAUCCAACUCCACGAAAUGAGCUGGAUAUCUGUCUCAGACCACUAGGGAGCCCCCUCCCAUCACUAGCUAUCGUCUCCGGCUGGACGGAGGCCUAUGGGAAGAUGUUUUCGGACGUUCAAUCCUGGAUAAAAUUGGGGAAUGGUGGUAUCAGGAAGGUCUUCUUGCUCAGGUGGUCAAAGACCCCCUCACACGAGGUUGGGUGUGAUUUGGAGGUUUACGAGUGGGACGAAUCUACUAGGGGAGUGCGCCUUUCGCAGAAAGAGGUCGGUAACCUUCCGUGGCUGGUGUACGCAUUAGCGCCAGAACUUAGCUGAUUGGCAAGAUAAGAUUGUGCUCCCAGAAAUUGACGAGGUGCGGGAGGUCAAAGUGCUGUUUGGCGAAAUCUUUGGGAGGAGAUUCCCUGACGCGGAUUACAACUCCACUUAUCCUUUCUCAUUGGGCCGGUUACGCGCAAUCGCUAAGAAAGUGAUUGAGGAGGAUGGCUACCGAUAUGUAUUGGAGACAGCGGCAUCCGAUCGAAAAACUGGGGAAGAGACAGAAAACUCCGGAAACCCAGGAAACAAUUCCUUGCCCAGCAGCGCGCAUGUUCUGGAUCGUUCCACGGUCGGCGCUAGUGUUAUUUCCCCUGAUGAGCCAAAUGCCGAGAUAACCUCCGAGGACACACAUCAGGUAUUGGAUGCAGCGGAGGAUAUUUCGAGUGUUGCAGAUUCUCCUGGAAAGACCGAGCUUUCCCUUCACGGACCCGAUCGCGCCGGCCCCGUCGGGAGUCCUGAGCUUCAGAAUGAAGCAAACCGUGGUGGUGGUACGGGCUCUGAACCUCUAGGACGGGCGAGCGAGUCGCCAAGGCCAUUGGAGGAUCCACACUUCCCUAAUGCUCCUGAAAAUAUUGGAGCCACUGGGGAAGAUUCAAUUCACAGCUCCGGCGCCGCUCCUAGAAUAUUAGCGAAACAGAGCACACCACUUAGCUCUUCACAGGGCUCAGAUGUGUCGGAUACCUCGUACACCUCAGACAUCUCAGACAACUCGGACGCGGGGGUCGAUCAAGAUACUAGUGCUUCGGUGGAGACCGGUCCUGUUACUAGCCCUAGAGUUGAUUCGGAAUCUCUAGGGGAGGUUCCCCCAUCAUUAGGAAUAGAUAUCCCGGAAGCCUCGAGAGAUGGGGAUGCCGUUACCGAUCCUGAAUCUCCGGAGGGGGUGAAUCCACCCCACGUUAAGUCGGCGGGUAUAGGGGGCCCCGAGGCCCUUGAAAAUGGCGAGGGUACCGUUGAGGUUAGCGAUCCGGAGGCCCAUCCUAAGCCUUCCGGGGAUGCGAGCUCUGCACUGAUCUCACCGCAACCAUCAGAGGUCUCGCGGGUGGCCCAGGCCACCGAUUCUACUGAGAAAAUUAAUGAAACGGCUACCGUUCGAGCGGGGCCCAGUUCCCUCGAAGAAUUAACUCCUACAGAAGCCUCCUUACAGGAUUCAAUUACUCCAGUAACCGGGAGUGCUCUUAAAGAUGAAUUGUCAGUCCUAGUCGAUGGGGCCAUGGAUGAUACUAUCAAUGGUGGUGUCCCUUUGCCUGGUGAUAUCGUAUCGCCGAAGCUGCCUUCGGGGUUUGCAACCCAGAAUACAUCUAGUGAUGCUGCGUUAGGAGGUGUCCAAGGAGGGGUCGGAAAUUUUGAAGUUGCAAAUCCGGAGGUGGUCGAGGACGUAUUCAUGGAUAUUGAGGAAUUUAGAGUUCACGAGGUACAACGAAGGGAGGAAACCGAGCGUCGGCGUGUACUUGAGUGCUCGGAGUGUAGGCGGGCUUCGGCGCAGGGUCACUUGGGACGGGAGUCUAAUGAAAAUGUGCCGGCUAGAGAUUCGAUCUCUCUUGAAGGGGGGGGUAACCAGCAAUCGAAGGUAAACCGUGCACUCCCAAUACCUAAUCAGGUGAUGAAACGCUGAUUUUGACAGGUUGAUACUCAGUCCAAUAGUGGGUUGUUUUCCUAUUUCUCGUCGUUUUUUAGGGGGGCAGCAUCUCCAACCCCCCCCACAACACCCCCGCGGGCUAGUAAUGCAGGAGUACACGAAGCUGCGGAUACUGUCGUGACUCCACAGGAGGCGACGGUUCCUGCGAUUAAAAUAACCAGCCCUCGGCAGCCUAAGGUUCGGAAUGGGAAAGAGGUUUCCUGGCAGGAUCUAGUGGAUAGAACAAAUAGGGGAAAGAGAGGGAGUUCGGGUAGUUCGGGUAGCCUGGAGGAAAGCUCGCCAAGUAGGUCCCACCUGUUAUUGAUAAACCGGAAAUCACGGGGGGUGGAAAUACUGACAAUUUGAAGGCCGACUAUUCUCGUCGCCUGGUAUAGCUGAAGGAAGUUCUGCUGCUGGCGGAGGCCCGUAUGCAGGAGAUCCUCUUGGUAUUGGCAUUCCGUUCGGGGAUAGGGUGUACUCAUUGAUGUCUGCCGAGGCACGCACUAGUGAACAUUCAGCAUCAGACGGAAGGGUUUCUGGGGCAGAAGCAAUUCCACUGAUCAGAACCAGCCCUGCAUCAGAGCACUAUGAGGAGUCUCCAUUUGCGGAUAUCAGAGAUGGGGAGGUCCAGGUUGUGAAUGGAGCGGUCAAUCGAGCCACAACACCAUCCGCUAUAAGAUCUCCAUUUUUCCCAAAUUUCUUCCAAUGUAUGUAAACAUCUGAUUCGCGGCCGCUCCCUUGGCUGCUAGUGGCAUGCUGACAAGCGGUAAUUUGCCGAAUAGGGUCUGAUACUCAGAGAACACCCUUCUCUGAACCUAGCUCAAUGCGAAAAGGAGCUCCAACUCCGGCUAUUGGGCCACUUGGCGAACAUAGAUCUCCCAUGAUCAGCCGCACUCCCUGUGUCGGAGCAGAAUCACCACUCCCGUCGGGGCCAGCCUCUUGUGUUCAUACGUCAAGUUUCAUAGGGGGCCAUGGCCCCGCCACCAUUACAACCGAGAGUUCAAGCCCUAAUAAUUUUGGGAGUCUACGUGGUGGUGGUGGUCUCACUGGGAGAACUCGUCCGGUGAAUGGUAGGCUUGCUCCACCGCAUGGCCCGCCGGGUGCUUCUGCGCGGGGGACGCAGAGCGGGAGAUAUCAGAGCGUGGUACAGGAAGAGCGCGAGGAAUUUGCUCAUGGUUUUAUGGACGAGUCAAGUCGCAUCAAGUAUUACGACCCUUGUAGAAAUUGUGGUGUUCUUGCUAACAACAAUAUGUUGCGCCUUAACUAGUUUUGAACGGUUCUCACAGCUCGAAGAUCUUAUCAAGAGGUUUGCUGUAAAGCAUUUCAACCGGCUUCCCUCGAGUUUGAGCGUGGUGAGUUAUCUGAGAUCUUCAGCAAGUGUAAUUUGCUAAGUGUUUAUUGUUUGAGUCUUCCGCCUCCCUGGAUACAUCGCCAUUCCCACCAGAGUUUCUCUGUAGCUCUCCGCUUGGGAACAGACUACGCACUGCAGCAGUUCAAAAUAUCGUCUGCCGCCAUCUCGUCAAUAACAUCUUCUCGGCCGUUGUUCCUAGCUUGUGUUUCAAUAUGGAAGUUAUAGCGGGAGAAUUGAUGAAGUUGGAUCCAUUGAAACAAGCACUCUGGCAGGUCUUAACUGUUGAAGCUCUGGAGGCUUUGCCGCAGUACGAGGCGGCAGCCGCAAAGCUGCGACAGAAAACAGUCAAUGAAAUUCUUGUCAGCAUUGGCGCCAUGUCUGACUCACCAGUAGCUUCUCUUGCGGAAUCCCUUCAUGGUCUUGUAAAGUUUGCUCAAGAUGCUUGGGAGCCUACAUUCAAGUCCAAGGCUCAGACGAUCCCCGAGGUUGAUAUCGAAAACGGAACGGCAAAUUUCAAAAUGGACCCCAAAGACUCUCGAUUAAGAGGGUCAUCUGGAUUGCAGGGAGAAGGCAUCACUCGUCCAGUUCUAUGCCUAUUCCCAGCUAUCUACCAAAUCGCCGACGGACGCGAUAUCCUCAUAGCGCCAGGAAGAGCCUUGUUCUCGGACCUCUACCAUUCCGCCGAAACGGAGCUGCAAGCUAAACUGAAGCCAUGGAAUUCGGGCCAGAGGCAUGACCGCCGCGCAUCUUUCAUGAGGCCGCCGUUCGUCCAUCGCAGUACACGUCCUCCCACAUCUCCAGAAUCCCAGUCGGGAAGAUGGAGCCCGAGACGCAUGUCUCACGAGCAUUUCGACCAUAACCAAUGGUGCUCACAUCCUAAUGAUAAUGAAGAUGGAGCAAUAGACUUCUGGGACGUAUCUAUGCAUCUGAAGGAGUAUAGCCCGGAGGCCCUGAGACAUGGGAGGAGGAGAAGUACAGGAUCAGAAACCUUUUCCGAAAGUCGUAGUCCGUACCUUGGCCGAAAUCGGUCUUUCAACGGUAGCAGGUGGGAGUCUGUGUAUAGCAGUAGGCAAGAGUCUGUUUACGAGAGGCAGGGGCCUAGGGGUAGGAGGGAGCACCAUUAUGGCGGGAGACGGGAAUCGUUUCAGGGAAGUGGAGAUCAUUACUGGCGGUAAAUUGUUUUGGGGGUAUGCACCUGGUCGUCUGAGGAAGUUCCUUCCCCCGCUGGUCGGUCACCAAAGCCUUCCUCUUUCUGUUUUCCCUUCUGUUUUCCUUCUGUCUUUUUCUUAUUUCUUUUUUCGUUCUUUUCUCAUCUUUUAUCGCUGUUGGUCUGCAAGACGCGCUGCUUUUUCCGGCGAUGUUUUUGGUGCAUUGGGGAGUCGGCCUGUUUCGGGGCAUCGCAAAUGAUACUUAGCAUAUAGUACUAGCAUCUAAAGUCCAUACAUCAAUUGUUAAUCUCGAACCCUUCGGCUCCUCAAUGAUACCCCAAUCCCCACGCUCGCAAGCUAACUUGGCCAUUAUGGUACUCGAGGGUUCAAGUUAUGCUAUGCCGUUCUUAGCUCUCGAAGAUGGCUCCCCCUAGGACAGCAGCUCUAGGUCACGAGACGAUUUUAUGACCAUCGGGAUAUAAACACUGUCUAGUACCGGGAUGGUAAUAGCGAUAGUAGACUACCAGGACCUUCCUUCAGCAAACACGGAUCCCCACCAGGUGCGCCGGGGAUGAGAACCCUUAUCCUCCAGUUGACGCCCCCC
Molecule: messenger RNA, 5410 nt
Organism: Tuber aestivum (summer truffle)
Lineage: Eukaryota; Fungi; Ascomycota; Pezizomycetes; Pezizales; Tuberaceae
Source: the annotation of a GenBank genome assembly